GUGCCGGUUCUGGUCUGGUGCCCGGCGCUGACGGUGGCAGAAGCGCUGAGAAGGGGAGACGGCCACGCCAGGUUCUCCUUCUCCAGUCUGUUGCUGCAGCUAUUUUGAAUCUGCUGGAUAAAAUACUUUAUAUUGUGAAUAAAAGGGAUAAUUUACACUCCUGAAAAAAUGGCAGACGUUGAGAACUGUGACUCUUACCCUUCAAGUCCACUUGAGCUGUUUGAAAGAGUGACUGCACAAGGAGAAAAAGUCAGAUCACUGAAAGCAGGGAAAGCAUCAACGGAUGAAAUUGAUGCAGCAGUGAAGCUGUUAUUGUCAUUAAAAGUGACUUAUAAAACAGCAACAGGACAAGAUUACAAGGCUGGUUCUCCUCCAGUCAAUUUCUCACCAGUAAGCAAUAAUGGUCCAACUACUACACAGGAUGAGGAUUUUGUAGACCCUUGGACAGUGCAGACAUCCAAUGCGAAAGGCGUAGACUACGACAAACUUAUAGUUCGAUUUGGAAGCAGUAAAAUUGAUAAAGAGCUAAUCAAUCGAAUAGAGAGAGUUACUGGAAAAACACCUCACCACUUUCUGCGCAGAGGCAUCUUUUUUUCUCAUAGAGAUAUGAACCAAAUUCUUGAUGCAUAUGAAAAUAAGAAGCCCUUUUACCUUUAUACAGGUAGAGGCCCCUCCUCAGAGGCAAUGCAUGUUGGUCAUCUUAUCCCAUUUAUUUUCACAAAGUGGCUGCAAGAAGUAUUUAACGUUCCCUUGGUUAUACAGUUGACUGAUGAUGAGAAAUACCUGUGGAAAGAUCUGACAAUUGAGAAAGCUUAUGAAUAUGCUAUAGAAAAUGCAAAGGACAUCAUAGCCUGUGGUUUUGACAUCAAUAAAACCUUUAUCUUUUCUGAUCUUGACUACUUGGGGAUGAGUUCAGGAUUCUACAAGAAUGUUGUAAAGGUUCAGAAGCAUGUUACAUUUAACCAAGUGAAGGGAAUCUUUGGCUUUACAGACAGUGAUUGCAUUGGAAAGAUCAGUUUUCCUGCUAUCCAAGCUGCUCCAUCCUUUAGCUCAUCAUUUCCACAAAUCUUCAAGGACAAGAAGGACAUUCAGUGUCUUAUCCCAUGUGCCAUUGAUCAGGAUCCUUAUUUUAGAAUGACAAGGGAUGUAGCUCCGAGGAUUGGAUAUCUUAAACCAGCCUUAUUGCAUUCGAUCUUCUUCCCAGCGCUGCAAGGAGCACAGACAAAAAUGAGUGCUAGUGACCCCAACUCCUCCAUCUUCCUCACUGACACACCCAAGCAGAUCAAGACAAAGAUCAACAAGCAUGCCUUCUCUGGAGGUAAAGAUACUAUUGAAGAACACAGGAAGUAUGGGGGUAACUGUGAGGUUGAUGUCUCUUACAUGUAUCUCACCUUCUUCCUUGAAGAUGAUGACAAACUUGAAAAAAUGAAGCAGGCUUACACAAGCGGAGCACUGCUCACAGGAGAGCUAAAGAAGGUGCUUAUUGAAACACUACAGCCCUUGGUAGCAGCUCAUCAGCAGAGACGCAAACAGAUCACAGAUGAAAUGGUGAAACAAUUUAUGACUCCACGGAAACUGGCAUUCGAUUUUUAAUGAUGUAGAUGUAAUUUAUCAAUAGGUAGGAAAUAGACUGAAUUUGUUUUCUGUUGUGUGUCAUCACUCCUUAAUUAUGCAAAGGCUGCAAUCAGUGCUUUAUAAAUGUUGCUCUUAACAAGUUAUUUGCAGUGUACGAUCAGUGACUAUUUGGAAGAAUUGUUAAGACAUUAUUCAUAUAUGUAUUUAAAAAAACCAAAACUUGUUAGGUGAGGUAUCAAUUUCAUUGUAACACAAAUGAUAGCUGCCAGAUUCUUUGGCGAACCAUGUUAGUUAGCAGAGGACCCUAUUACUGUACUUAAGUUGAAAAUACUAAAAUAUAAUAAUAAAAUUUCUAUUGUAAUGCCAAAGUCUAACUUGUUCUAGAUAUGCUAGUAAGAGUCCAUAGCUCAAAAAGAAAUGAAGUUCUUAGUAGAUCCAACUUUUUUUAUCCUGUGUUUCUCAGCUUAAUGGACUGGGUUAUAAUGGUGGCUGCUCAGGGACAUAUUGCACAUACGCAGUAGGUGAGUUUUUCAGGGUACAUUGUACAGGAAUAUGUUCCCUAUGUUAAAUGGAUAUGGAGUAUACGCAUCUCUGUUGCUAAAGCAGAGAACUGGGAGUCAUGCUGACUCUGCCACAGCCUUUUGGCAAGUCACAGAACCUUCUCUCCCUUCAUUUCCACAUCUGUAACAGUGGAGUGAUAAUACUGACCUCCCCAGACACUGGGCCAAGUUCACUAAUGCUUGUAAAGUUUUUAUCCUCAGAUGGAACACACUAUAGAAAUGCAAAUUACUUUUUCAUUACCGGGAUCUAAAAUGCCUCAGAUUAUGCUGAGAAACCCCUUAUGACUGAGGUAUUCCUUUUAAGUUGUUCAUUUGUUAGAAAAUCUACUUCCUUGAAAUACCCCAUAAAAUAUUUCCAUGUCCAAUUUCUUUAAGCAACAGACCCUUACAAUCUUUAGUGCAAUACAUGCAAUAGCAAUACAAACAAUCAACUGACAUUUUUUGAUAGUGCUGAAAACAGUAUUCAUUAGACUGGAUCUAAAGUAUAACAAUUUAUGUGUAUUUAUAACUCAGACCUGUCUGGAUGAUAGAAUUGGAAAUACAGUUGAGCACUGAAAACAGAGUUAUAUUGUAAUAUUUGACGGUCAUUUAAAAUGAAAUGAAAGUAGCUAGGACUGUUUGUAAGAUUCCAUCCAUUAGAGGUUGAUUCAGUAAACUAUGUAUGUGGUAUGAAAGGUGAUAGGUAGUUUGAACCCCCUGAAAAAGCAAUUUGUCAGGACUUCCAUACUGUAGAACCUGGACACAUGCAUACCAAAGUCUGUGGUGUUUGUACAAUGAACAGUGCCCUAGUAGUCCUUUACCUAUAUAAAGGUACACUCCCAACUUUUUUCAUACCUUACUAGAUAGAGGGUGUGACAUUCUGUACCUUGGGGGAGCAGCCUGUAACCCCCCCAUAUUCCUCAUCUGUAUAUAAUUAUAUAAUUUACAUAUAAAGCAUGCCUUGUAAGGUAUCAGGGGAAAGGUUAUGAUCUGCUGAAAGUCAUUUCUCUGUCCACAUAUGUAUAUUAUGAAUGCAUGUGAAGUUAUGAGAGUUGUGUUGUAUGGUUGUCACUAAAACAUGCUGUAAAUUGGGGAAUCAGCCAGAUAUUAGCUCUCCAGAGGCAACAACAAGGAAAGUAACUGACAACCCGCCCGAGCGUUGAACAACCCAUCAACAGCCAUUGUCCAGCAAGGGAGCUACAAUUCAAUGACUCACCUGCAUGAGGCCACACCAAGGGGAUUGCUCAACUUUGCCUGGAGACUCAGCAAUGCCCCCCAGGCAUGCCUGGACUUAUGUUCUACAAGCACAUGGACUGAGGGUAUAAAACUGAACCCAGGGGGCCCAGGCUUGGCCUUUCUCUUUCACCCACCUAUGCUGCAAGCAACAAGGACACUCUGAAGACUCCAACUGAGGGGACUGGCCCAGAUUUCAAGGGUGAAAUCUAUAUAUUAUGGACAGCAAUAUCCAGUGGGGUGAGAAAAACUGCUUAAUCUAAAUGUUGCCCAAUCUAAUAGGGUUGAGAGUUUAGACUGGGGGGUAAUAUUUUCUUUUCUUUUGGUAACUAACUCUGACUUUUUGCCUAUCACUUAAUAGCACUUAAAAUCUAUCUUUUGUAGUCAGUAAACUACUUUUACUGUUUACCUUUACCAGUGAGUUUGUGGCAAAUCUGCUCAGGUUUGCAAAGGCUGGUGUAUAUUCACUUUCCAUUGAUGAAGUAGUGAACCAAUUAAUAAAUUUGCACUGCUCGUCUUGAGCAGUGCAAGAUGAUAUUUUCCUGAGGUACAGUACUAGGAGCUGGGGGGAUUCGGCUCUGGUGCCUUUCUCUGUCUGGUUCAUGAGUGUCUCUGGGAGCAUUCAUGCAAUCUAGCUGGGUGUGGGGUCUCCACAUGCGGUUGUGCUGAGUGAUAACAGCACCUGGAGGGGUUUGUUGCUGGUCACUAGCCAGGCAUUGUGAGAGACAGCCCAGGCUGAAGAGAGUUCAGGGGGCACAGCGGUCCCACAGCCCCAGGCUGCACCUCAGGGAUCCCAUCACAGAGGUUUAUUGUGGGAAAGGAGGGAGAUGUUUAAUGGGUUAACUUAAAGUCUGAUCCAAAGCCCACUGCAGUCAAUGGAAGCUCUUCCAUUAAGUUCAAUAGGUCAGGCCCUUAAUGCAUGAGAACAUGAAGGACUAAUACAGUAGUCCUGCUUAGAGCUAGCAGACAAUGCACAAUUUCUCCCUUCCCAUCCUCAAAAUUCUGCCAAUGCACUCGGGUCCUGCGGUCUCACAAUUUGGCACAACUGGCAGCUGCUGCUCAGGAGUAUGUUGAGUGGUUUUUUAGUAUGAUGUGGACAUGCGUCCACCUGGGACCAGGAGGUAACUAUGAAACUUGUUAAAGUUGGGAUCUUGCUACCACUUGUUUAAACUUCAUUAUUUAUGUGCUGAAAACUACCGCUCACCCCUGACCUGAUCUUGGGAGGUUUAUGCCUAAAAUCAAACUAUAAUCUAUAUGUUAGGAAAAGUUAAGAAGCUUAAAGAUGUUGAAAAUAAAAAUAAAUAAAGCUGUAAUGCAAGUAGGGGAAAUCAAAUGUGUAAGUAUUUGUAACAGACUUUUCUAAAAGUAUGAGGUGUAAUCAGUUAGCAUCAAGCCUAAAUAAUUAACCUAAGUGCUUGAUUUAGGGUUAUAAGAGUUAGCAAAACAGGCUACAAAACAAAGUGCUUAGUUUUUUCUCCUAAAAUAUGGUGGCCUGAUGUCACAGAUAAAAAUCUCACUGGGUUUAGUACACUGAAGUCAACUUUACCAACAGCUACCCAUUUAUAUAGGCCAUCACAUCACCAUAGUAUCCGAGCACCUCCAAGUAUUUAAAAAUUAAAAUAAUUUCUAUCUAUCGUCCUUCCCAGCCUGUAGGCAAACUAACUUGAUUUCCAUCCUGUCAUACUUGAAGAGGGUAUGGCCCCUGUAUUAGAAAGGUGAAACACUAUGUCUCCGUAUGUGAGAAGUUAACUGUUUGAUUAAUGUGGACUUUUUAAUGGUGACCUUUCUAGUUUCCCACAAUCCAACUUUAACCCUGUUUGAUCCACACUCUCAAUAUUGUAGAGUAUUAUGGGAUUAUGGAUAUUUUUCUCAUUUCUUUGAAGAACUUCCAAUGCAAAUUUCUUGUGUUUGUGCAGAUUUCCCAAGCAGUGCAGCACUAUAUGUCCUAAUUUGUUUCAAUAAACUUGCAUUACUACAGGAGAAAGGGGAACAGAGUGUGCAAUUCUGUAACUUUUAACUCAGAUGUACAGAAUUAUUUUGUAUUUAAGCUGGCGAGCACUAGAAGAAUGUGAAAACAGAAUGAAUUAAACAUGUUUGCUGAUAUAACGCUUUAAUAAAGUACUGCAGUGAUUGCUUACAAAAAGUAUGUUUCUGAAAACUGAAGUUUACAUAUAGCAACAGCAUGAUUAAUAUUUCCCAAUGGAGACUGACAAACUCAAAUUUCCACGGGAAAAUGUCACUCAACAAAUCCCAGAGGUUGGGGAGAACAGAGUCUUCAGAAGCCUCAGUGAAAUCCUUGAGAGCUUUUGUCAGAUAAUGAUCAGCUGAAAACUUUACCUUGACUUACUGGUAUUUUGUUCAUCUCCGUAUAAUAAAAAUAUGGAUUGAGUUGACAUAA
Molecule: messenger RNA, 5745 nt
Organism: Malaclemys terrapin pileata
Lineage: Eukaryota; Metazoa; Chordata; Testudines; Emydidae
Gene: WARS1
Product: tryptophanyl-tRNA synthetase 1
Exons: 11
Coding region: 169-1593 (474 amino acids)
Biological process (GO): tryptophanyl-tRNA aminoacylation
Cellular component (GO): cytoplasm
Molecular function (GO): ATP binding; tryptophan-tRNA ligase activity
Source: RefSeq, a predicted model, not a curated record